Molecule: messenger RNA, 4872 nt
Organism: Belonocnema kinseyi
Lineage: Eukaryota; Metazoa; Arthropoda; Insecta; Hymenoptera; Cynipidae
Exons: 4
Coding region: 308-3973 (1221 amino acids)
Molecular function (GO): protein binding
Source: RefSeq, a predicted model, not a curated record
UCCACAGUAUUGAGGCGCACGGUGUCCCAGCACCAACUCGAUUUACCUUUUCUUUGCUCUCUAUCUCUGUCUCUCUUCCUCUCUCGUCCAGAAUAUUGGGCCUCUUUUGCGCGCGAAUUUUAUUAUCUUAACAACAAAACUAUGCUACGCCGGAUAAAAGCAAAUUUUCCAAAAAGAAUGUCUCAUCGCGAUACAGUGAUGUGAACUUUAAUGUGCAAGGCCGGAAAUUUUUUCAUUACAUAUGUGUGCAGUGAAAUGGUGAAUUUUUACAAGCAAAGGAGCUCAAAUUUUUAGUUGGAGCCUCGAAAUGGAGGCGGAAAACCAGGAUAUUUGCUAUAGCCCGGGAAGCAUUGCAGGAGCUGUAAUUGGGACCUUUUUAACGACGAGUCUUCUUAUUGCAGUAGGAGCCUUACUUUACAGACAGUGGCGCAGGCAUAAGGGAAAACACCUAGUUUUGAUGACAGAUCCUGAAAUUGUCGACGAUGCUUAUGCCUUCGAUAAUCCUUGUUUUAAGGAUGCCACACCUGCGGUUCUGGAAAGACCAGUGUCCGCAAUUACCAUGGACACACCAGCGAAAGAUUCAACUCGCUGGUCCACCCCAUGGUCGUCCUUGGGCCUUGGCACUGGAAAUCGAAAUGACAAGAGACGCACUUUGGACGACUCUUGCCUUGGACCAAAGGCCACGAGGGUCAGCAACGUCAGUCUCAGGAGUCGAGACUUUACCGGGCUUGGAUUUAACGUUUGCGGAAACAUGAGGGAAGGUAUCUUCGUCAAGGAUCUUCUUCAUCGUGGCCCUGCUUCCGAAUCUGGUCGCAUUCAUCCGGGUGACAGAAUAGCCAGUGUAAAAAUCAGCUUCCGGAGUAUGGUCUACGAAGAUGCCCUGACAAUUCUGAGUUACGCUUCGCCUUACGACGUAGAAUUAGAGGUCGAAAGUGGGGGAUCUGGUUCGAAACCGACAACCUUAUUAAAAAAGAGCGUGGGUCCAAGUCCAACGCGGAUUUGUCAUCCACUCUACAGAAGUCAAUCAAUUCCGGAACUUUCCCAGGCUCACAAAACAGCCGCAAAAAGGCUCUUCAUUGCCGAUCCAAAUGAUUCUCUUGGCUCAAAUUAUUCCACAAUGAACUCGACCCUCAAAUCCUCAAAAUCCACUCCAGGCACCCAAACUCUAGAACGUCAUCACGAAGAGACAAAACACAACCACCACAAAUUUGGCAUCAAAGUUCUUCCCGCCCUCGAUGGAACCGUCGACAGAAUCGAGAAUCAAAACGAGCACAACACAAAUCUCGAAAGAAGACAUUCCAAGAAAAUUGAUGCUGAAAAAAUCCUCGGGAAAAAUGCAUCCCUUGUCAAAGAAACGUCCCCUCCUGAAGAGGAGACCAAACUUGCUUUUGAGAACUUGCAACAGAAAGCAAAUUUAGAAAAAGAUAUCCUCUUAUCAAAGGAGAACAUUCUACAGAAAGAAAAUCUACAACAAAAGGAGAAUAUAAAACAGAUCGAGAUUGCGAAUCAGAAAGAUCAUCCUCUGAAAAUGAGGAAACUCAUAAAGGUCGAUGGGACGGAGCUAAAUGGAAUAGACAUUCCUGACAGAGGCAAAGAAGAGCCGAAUAUUCCGUCUGAGGUUCCAACUGAAGUUCACAAUGCAGCGAUGGCUGCUCGCCGAAACAGGAAAAACAGUUCAGAAUUUCUGAACGCUCCAAAGUCCCCAACAAUUUCGAGUGAGGAAGAUCCUAAAAGUCCUCAGAAAGGCAAGAGGAAGGCUCCAGCCCCGCCGAAGAUGAAUUCCGAGGAUGCUGAGUCUCCAGCGGUGAAAAAGGAGAGGGAAUCAGACGAUAAGAUCGACUCGAUUGCAGAUUACACUGAUGCGUUGAAUGAUUACGUCAGCAAAGUGCGCGAGAAUAAAGAUGACGAGGCUCGCAGACAGAGGCUAGAGGCGAGAACGAACAGAAGGAAUUCAGAGUCCGACACGGACAGUGAGAUUCAAAACAGUUUCACGACGAUUGAGUUGAAUCCGGCUGAUAUAACAAUUCAUCAUACGCCAGUGCCCGAGGUCGAGGAUGAUGAGGAAGAGGAUGACAUCUACAGAAAAGCAGCGAGUUUAGGGGACCUUUCAAAAUAUGAGAGCAAAACUUCAGCGACUUUGGAAAGGGCCCAGAGUCUGGACAUGACAGAUACUGGAUCCAAGAAGCGAAAAGCUCCUAUGCCUCCGGAAGAUAUUAACGAAUCGACUGAGGAUCUUACGAAGUUGGAUCAGAUUGACACAUUCGAUCGGCGGAAGUUGAAGAAGUCUAGUGAGUGGGGAACACUUGAAGACGCAAUUUGGGCAAAAGAAGAAGCUGAAGAUUUGGCAAAGAAGAACAGAGUUAGAAAGAAGAGCAACGGAACUUUGGAAAGAUCAAAAUCAGCCGUGGAAAUCAAAAUGAAGGAGGAUCUUCAGGAAGCGAAGAACUCUCUUCCGGAUUCUGAUCCCAUGAAUGUUUCUGAUGGUGCGAUUGAAACUUCAAUCGAUUUGUAUAAUUUGCCUUUGAGCAAACGCAUGUCUCAGGAUUUUAUACACGCUGAGAGGAUGUUCAAUCCUGACGAGGAUAAUUCUUUAGCGAGAAUUGUUAAUAACGGAAGAGUUGUGAAGAGUCCAACUCCUGAAGAAGUGGAGCUGGAUUUCAAGCAAGCAUCGCCAAUGCCAGAUGUCGAUGGGAAUCCUUUCAAUGGUGAAGAUGAGGAUCUCAAAGAUGUAGAAGAAGGAGUUGAAGGGUUCGAAAAGGCUCUUCGAUACUUCGACCUUCAUUCCACAAAGGACUCUUUGAAAGAUACAAGUUCUAGCGUGAAUUUCGUGAACUUUUCGGACUCGAAAGAAAAAGAUUUGUUUAAGAGUGACCCCAAAUUGUUGUACAAAGACAAAGAAGAAGUCGAAGAAGUUUUCACGAAAGUGAAGUUCGAAUAUGGAUGUCCUGCGUGUGAUAAAAGACAUGGACAUCAUGACGAAAAUUGUAAGAGACAUCUUAACUCUAAAAAAGAGAAUCUAGAACUUCAUAAAGCUGAAAGAUCCUCUGAUAAAAUCGUUAAUAAUUUACAAAAGGAGACCGAGGCUUCUGAAGUUAAUCUGGGAAGCCAGGUUCUGAAAUCAGUUCCAGAAAAAAAGGAAAUGAAAAGAGAUCCAGAUACGUCGGUUUCUAUUUUCCAAGUCCACAGGACAAAAUUCCAGCCGACUUCUCAGAAGGAACCAUCAGAAUUCGAAACUCAUUUCGCAAAGAGAAUCGUGAAUGCUCUUGAUGAAAAGGAUGUGGAAAUUAUUCUUGAUGAUCAGGAGGAAGAUGGUUACGAUUUUGGAUCGAGCAUAACGGUGAAUAAUAAAAAUAUUUCUCCGAGUGACGAUCAUCACAAUAUCAGUAAUGUGAGUGUUUCUAGUGGAGAAAAUAGUGAAGACAGUGGAUUGGUCCGAGAAUCAAUUGAGUUUAAAGAAUCUGAAAUUCGUCCGCCACUUCCAAGCACACCAAUGCCACUAACAGCUCCUCAAAAAAUGACCUACAUCACUGAAAUAAAAGUGUCACCAACGAGGGAAAAUAUUCAUGCGCCUGAUAGCGAAAGUGAAGAACUUGUGGCGAUUAUGGAAGGAAAUGGAGAUGCUAAAAAGCACCAGAUCGAUGUCGUAGUCACUUCGAAUGGAAAACCAGGUUCUGGGAAAAAACCUCCAGUUCCUCCGAGAAGAAGUGAUGUUUCAAAAUUGAUCAAGGAUGAGAUUUCUGAUAAGCAGGUGGUUUAUGUUUCGGAAUAUAAAUCUCCGCCUUCAAAGGAAAUUCAAGUUUCGACUGUGAAUGCUUCGGAGGAUAAACCUACGAGUGUUAAUAAAAAAUUCGAGCAGUGGAUCUUCCUGGGCGAUAACAAGGAACAGAAUCCUUGGGGAAACGGAUCUAGUCCUCCCCAACCUGUUACGAACAUUGUACUCUCAGCGGGAGAUGAGAAGAUUUUGCAUCAGUAGAUGUGGUCUGAUAAGUGGAUUCAAAAUUGUAUAUUUAGGGAGUGAAUUUAAAUUCUUUGGGGGAAGAUAUUUGGGGUGGAAAUUUUGGAUGGUUGAGAGAAUUUCUGCAUUUGGUUUUAUUACAGUUUUUUAUUAGAAACAUAUCUUGAAAACGUAAAAGCUUUCAAAUGAGAAAAUCGUAAAAAAUAAAGAGUCUUCAGAUGUGUUAAUUUUUUUUGUUAAUAACCAGUGCUAAGGAAUUUGUAGUCUUGAUUAACAUUACGUUGUAGAAAAUGUAUUUUUUUCUCCAUGUAUUUUGUAUCAAAGAACGUGAUACGUAAUAAUACUUAUAUUUUGCGAAAGAGUGAAUGAAAUUGAGUAGGAGAAAAACGUCUGUGCCAUAAUAACUAAUGAGAGUCUGGCAUCUUUAUUUUAGAAAUAGAAAUAAACAUCUUCCUUCAUCAAAAUUUGUUUUUAGAUAGGGCGAGAGAGAUUUUAAAUACGAAAAUAUAUUAUUGUACAUAUUUGAUUAAUUUUAAUUUUGAUAUCUGUUACUUACGAGCAUGAGAGUUAUUCAAUUAACACUUCCACUAUUGGAUUUAAUCGUCCCAGUUUAGAGUCUUUAAACAUAUGAGAUAUUUAGUCUAAGCAUUAAAAUUAUGUUUAACGUUAUUAUUGAUUGUGAAUUUUAUUUUUAUGAUUUUUUACUAAUUGGCAAAAAUCAUACCGAACAAAAGUGAUUAACAAAUCUAACAGAACAUAAGAAUCACUUAGAAAAAUAUUUGAUUCUGUGACGUGCAGGUCUCGGACUCACUUCUGAGAUAGAAAAUAAUGUAAAUAGUGUUACAAAUUUAAAAAAUAGUGUCAAUAUGUCAUAAAACUUUUCAAAUAUUAAAAAUGAUUAAUAGAAUUCAAUAAGC